GACGGCCGAGCUGCAGGCCGCGAGCGGCGGCCCCGGCGGCCUCGAGGCGGUGAGCGGGCGGCGGAGGGGGGAGGCGGGGCGAGGCGGCCCAGCGGAGCGUCUGAGCGGGGCGGGAGGGGCGGCCCGAGGCCUCCCGCGGGCGGGUGGUGGGUGUGGGGAGGCUGCGGGCUGAGCUGCUGCGUGCGUACGGCGGUCUGCGGGCGGGACGGGGUCACAGCUGACAUAGGGCAGGCGUGGAGGCACAGCGGGCACAGGGAUACGGCAUGCGGGAGGACACAGCGCACACAGCGUGCACAGGGAUGCAGCGUGCAUGGAGACACAGCGCACGCGCAGCGUGCAUGGGGGCACAGCGCGUGUAGUGUGCACGGGGACACAGCACGCACGGUGUGCACAGAGAUACAGCCCGUACACAGCUUGCACAGGGACACAGCACACGUGCAGCGUGCACAGGGGUAGAGAAUGCACGGGGACACAGCACACACACGGCAUGCACGGGGAUACAGGGUGCCCUGAGGCACAGCAUGCACUGGGAUUCAGCACCCAUGUAGUGUGCAUAGGGACACAGCGCUCACAGUGUGCACAAAGACACAGCACACACACAGCUUGCACUGGGGUGCAGCGUAGACAGGGGUACAGUACACAGAGGAUGUGCAGAGAUGCAGUGUGCAUGGGACACAGCACACACAGCAUGCACAGGGGCACAGCAUGCAUGGGGACAGCAUGCACUGAGAUGCAGUGCACCCAGGAGCACAGCACGCACAGGGACACAGCAAGGACACAGUGCAUGCUCUGUGCACAGGGAUGCCACACACGCAGAACCACAGCAUGCACAGGGCUGCAGAGCUCCGUGGUGAGCACAGGGAUGUGGCAUACACGCACAGAGCUAGAGCACACACCCAGCUUGCACACGGACACAGCAUGCUCGAGGAUGUGGGCUCAUUCUGUGUGCACAUUUGAGCCCUUCAGGAGCUUUCCUCAGGUGCAGCAGGAGGCAUGGAUCAUUGUGCACUUUGCACAGGAUUGCCAGGUUUUAAACAAGAUGAAAGAGAUAACAGGAAUUCAGGAUGCAGACUUCCUUCACGCUGCUCUCAAGGCUGCUAAGGGAAACCUGAUGGAGGCACUCAUCGUCCUCACAGAGGAGCGUGAUCAGGAGCCUGUUCAGAACACAGCUGCUGCAGAGCCGUCCUCUUGGGAAGGCAGUGCAGUGGGCAAAGAGCCCCCACAAGGUGGUGCUGCGUUCGACCCUGAAAAGAAAGGAGAUGUGCACUCAGCUGUUGCCUACGGACAGCUGGAAUCACCAAAAGCUCAUGCUGCUGAAAGACCACAGGAGGUCCAUUCUCCUGAACACAAAAACCGCUCCAAAAGGAAACGCUGUGAAGUCUGGGGAGAGAAUUCCAAACAGAGCGACUGGAAGAGAGUGGGCGAUUGGCCUGUGGGGAUGAAGAACAUCGGCAACACGUGUUGGUUUAGUGCUGUCAUACAGUCUCUUUUCCAGUUGCCGCAGUUCCGGAGGUUGGUGCUCAGCUACUCCUUCCCACCAAAUGUACUUGAGAGCUGCCGGACACGCACUGGAAAAAGAAAUAUUGCAUUCAUGCAAGAGCUUCAGUGUCUGUUUGCUUUAAUGCUGGGAACACGUCGGAAGUUUGUGGACCCUUCUGCAGCACUGGAACUCUUAAGGGAUGCGUUUAAAUCAACCGAGGAGCAGCAGCAAGAUGUGAGUGAGUUCACACACAAACUGCUGGAUUGGCUGGAAGAUGCAUUCCAGCUCGCUGUGAAUGUCAGAAGCCCUGGGGACAAAUCCGAAAACCCAAUGGUCCAACUUUUCUAUGGGACUUUCUUGACUGAGGGGGUCCACGAGGGCAAUACUUUUUCCAAGAUCGAAACCUUUGGUCAGUAUCCCCUUCAGGUAAAUGGUUAUCGAAACUUGAAUGAGUGCUUGGAAGGAGCCAUGGUGGAGGGAGAGAUGGAUGAGGAGACAGCAACUCAGUCAGUGAAAUAUGUACAGGAGCGCUGGUUCACCAAACUCCCUCCUGUGCUGACCUUUGAACUCUCCCGAUUUGAGUUCAACCAAUCCCUGGGACAGCCAGAGAAAAUCCACACAAAGCUGGAGUUCCCUCAGACUAUUUUCAUGGACAGGUACCUCUACUGCAGCAAAGAGCUUAUUCAGACAAAGAGAGAAGAAAUGAAGAAAUUGAAGGAGAAGAUGCUGGUUCUGCAACAGAAACUGGAAAGGUAUAUGAAGUACGGCUCUGGCCCAGCACGCUUCCCACUGCCUGACAUGCUGCAAUAUGUUCUGGAAUUCAUCACUACAAAGCCUGCUGGAGCUGUGUCCUCUGCGUGCGUGUCUUCUACUGAGGACUCUCAGAUGAUGGACAGGCAGUCCCAGGGCGAGUCGCUCAUUCUGGGCACACCUUCACAGCCUGACAGCAUGCUAGAUGGAAAGGAUGGUAAACCUGAAGAUGAAGCUGUCCUAUUGGCAAAUUCCUCACCUCAGCAACAACUGAACGCGCCUCUGCAGCCUUCUGAACCACCAGCAGAGAUGUCAGACUGUCCUGCUCCCCACGUGGUUUCUGAGGAAGAGAUGAACCUGGUUACGACGUGUCUGCAGCGAUGGAGGAAUGAGAUUGAGCAAGAUGUGCGAGAUCUGAAGGAGUCCAUUGCCAGAGUCAGCCUAUCCAUUGACGAAAUGUACAGCGACCCUCACCUCCAGCAGGUUCCUUAUCACUUGCACGCUGUCUUGGUGCAUGAAGGGCAAGCAAAUGCUGGUCACUACUGGGCCUUCAUAUAUGACCAGCCUCGGAAAAGCUGGCUGAAAUACAAUGACAUCUCAGUGACAGAAUCAUCGUGGGAAGAGCUGGAGAGAGAUUCAUUUGGUGGCCUGAGGAACGCCAGUGCUUACUGCCUGAUGUACAUAAGCGAUAAGGUGUCCCACGUUGUUGCAGGUGAAGGUGACGGCUCAGAGGUCGGGCAGUUCCAGAAGGAGGUGGAGGCUUUGCCCCCAGAGCUGAGGCGUUACAUCCAGGAGGACAACUGGCGGCUCGAGCAGGAGGCAGAAGAGUGGGAGGAGGAGCAGUCCUGCAAGAUUCCUUCAACUGCUUCUGAAUCUCAAGAGCUCUCUCCUGAGUCGGGGCUAGGUGAUGCCACGUCUGAUUUUGCAAGCUGUGUUGAAAUGAAUGAUCCACCUGCAGCCCACGAGCAGAGCCUGCGCUCUCUGUCCUCGGAGCACGCCAUGAUUGCAAAGGAGCAGACUGCUAAAGCCAUUGCCAACGCAGCCAAAGUCUACGAGAAGAACGGCGUGGAGGCAGCGCUCUGCGAGCCAAAGGAGGUAGAACCAAUGAAGGCCCAACUGGGAGAAACCACCUUUACAGUUCAGGCAGAGCAACCUCAGGAUGCUAAAGAAGCAGAGCCCACUGCCCAGAGUAGCUCACAGAUCUCGGAAGUGGAAAUCCCCAGUGUGGGGAAGGUUCCUGUUAGAUCUGAUGCAGAUGGAUAUAAUGAGGAGGUGAUGCUGAGUCCAGCCAUGCAAGGUGUCAUCCUGGCUAUUGCAAAAGCCCGCCAGACCUUUGAUCGUGAUGGGUCUGAAGCGGGGCUCGUUAAGGCAUUCCACGAGGAGUACUCCAGACUCUAUCUCCUUUCCAAAGAGACCCCGACCCCUCAGAACGAUGCCCGCUUGCAACACGUGCUCGUUUACUUCCUUCAGAACGAUGCUCCCCAGCAGAUUGUGGAACGGACCCUCCUCGAGCAGUUUGCAGACAAAAACCUCAGCUACGAUGAAAGGUCCAUUAGCAUCAUGAAGGUAGCACGAGAUAAACUGAAAGAGAUCGGUCCUGAUGAGGUCAAUAUGGAGGAGUAUAAGAAGUGGCACGAGGACUACAGUCUUUUUCGGAAGGUGUCUGUUUACCUGCUUACAGGGUUGGAGCUGUACCAGAAUAGAAAGUACAAGGAGUCCCUGACCUACCUGAUCUAUGCCUACCAAAGCAACACCACUCUGCUGAAGAAGGGAGCCAACAGAGGAGUGAAUGAAUCGCUGAUCACCUUGUAUAGAAGAAAGUGUCUCUUGAAGCUGAAUGAGGUGGCAUCAUCUCUGUUUGUAAGCUGUGAGGAAGCCCACGUGGCAGAGGGCAUUAGCAUCCUGAAUGAGCUGAUCAUCCCCUGUAUGCACCUCAUUAACAACUUUGACAUCUCCAGAGAAGACAUGGAUGCCAUUGAGGUCAUGAGAAACCGCUGGUGCUCCUAUCUGGGACGAGAAGACAUGGACGCAAGCCUGCAGAUCAGGCUGGGCGAGCUGCUCCCCCGCCUGCUAGACGGCUCCACGGAGGUGGUGGUGCUGAAGGAGCCCCCAAAGAUCCGUCCCAACUCCCCAUACGACCUCUGCAGCCGCUUUGCAGCGGUGAUGGAGUCCAUCCAUGACGCCUCGACUGUGACUGUGAAGUAGAUGGCAGAGCUGGCACCUCGGAGUGGCACACUGUGAAGCAUCCGUGCACAGCAUCCUCCCGCCAGGCGGUAUUCAGGGAGGGAAGAGGUGAUUUCGUGUUGAGACCUGUGUGCUUUGUAAAUAGGAGCGAAUGAAAAGCAAUAUUGCACUUUUGAGAUAAGAUGCUAAGUGAGAAUGCAAAGCACGUGAACCACUGUACUAAUAUGGCACAGCAGGUACCUGGCAGUUCCACCUGCCUUAUUUUCCUAGGACCAGAUGAGGACACUUCUUCUAUUGUGGCAACUCUGUACGCUGUCCAGCAAGCACACAUCCCUGGGAAUGACAUCAACAGCAGAGGAAGAGUUUGGUUUAUCCGUUGAGCUGAGCUAUUGGCUGUCAUUGAUCCAUCAGACACAUUUACAUCUUCCUAAGUCAUUGGCUGCAUUAUAUAUUCAGAUCUGGCCAAACUUCUGUCUGAGAGGAACAGCAGAGCUCACUCUGUAUGUUGUGUGCAGUCAGGCGUGCAACUGCAUAUUUCAGUUAAGUUAAACAAGCAUUUCCCUUUUGUGUUCUAACUGGCAAAAGAAAAGGAGGAGGAUUCUUCCUCUGAGAAAGGCAAAAUCAAACAGUGGCAGUGACGAGCCAGGACGGAGCUGGAAGCUUUACGAGUGCUGCGCUGUUAGCUGGCUGGUUCAGGGCUGAACCCCAUGGGGUGUAUUACCCUCUUGGGUUGGAAAGUGAACUUCCUUCUCAUCUCUGGUGGAUAUUCGGUGCUGGGUGAGCGAUGGUAACUGCAAGGCCUAGGAUCAGCCCCCUUUUCUUUUUGAUUAACUUCCUGUAAGAAAUAAAUUAUGCCUCGUUUGGAGUUCCUUUUGCAGGCAGCCUGUGAUUGUGUUUGAACACUGACGGUUGUUUAAACCAGACAUUCUGAGUAAGUGGAGGAGGAAGCCUGUUUGUUAGGACUAUGCAGUUUUCCUAAAAGUGCAAUAAAAGCAUUUGUUCUAUGUUAGAAUGGAAAAA
Gallus gallus (chicken) is the source of this 5434-nucleotide messenger RNA. RefSeq names its product ubiquitin specific peptidase 28 (gene USP28). NCBI's taxonomy places the organism in Eukaryota, Metazoa, Chordata, Aves, Galliformes, Phasianidae. The record is from RefSeq and is a predicted model, not a curated record. Bases 311 to 4435 code for a protein of 1374 amino acids. The transcript has 26 exons. Gene Ontology annotation, molecular function: protein binding; cysteine-type endopeptidase activity; cysteine-type deubiquitinase activity. Gene Ontology annotation, biological process: DNA damage checkpoint signaling; protein deubiquitination; regulation of protein stability. Gene Ontology annotation, cellular component: cytosol; nucleus.